GCCGCCGCGCCCGCCCUCUGGCUGCGCUGCGUCCUCGCCGACUUCACGGUGGACAACGAGGUGCACUCGAGCUUCAUCCACCGGCGGCUGCGCGGCGCCGAGCGCCGCGAGAUGCAGCGGGAGAUCCUCUCCAUCCUCGGGCUGCCGCACCGCCCGCGCCCGCACCUCCACGGCAAGCACAACUCGGCGCCCAUGUUCAUGCUGGACCUCUACAACGCCAUGUCGGUGGAGGAGGGGGCGGCGGGGGCGGCCGCCGAGGAGGGCGAGGGCUUCUCCUACCCCUACAAGCCCCUCUUCAGCACGCAAGGGCCGCCGCUCGCCAGCCUGCAGGACAGCAACUUCCUCACCGAUGCCGACAUGGUCAUGAGCUUCGUCAACCUGGUGGAGCACGACCGCGAGUUUCACCAUCAGCGCUGCCACUACCGCGAGUUCAGGUUUGAUCUCUCCAGAAUCCCAGAGGGGGAAGCGGUGACUGCGGCCGAGUUCAGGAUAUAUAAGGACUACAUCCGCGAGCGCUUUGAUAACGAGACCUUCCAGAUCAGCGUCUACCAGGUACUCCAGGAGCACCCAGGAAGGGAUUCAGAUUUGUUCCUGCUUGACUCUCGAACUAUCUGGGCUGCAGAAGAAGGGUGGCUCGUGUUUGAUAUUACUGCAACCAGUAAUCACUGGGUGGUGAAUCCACAGCACAACCUCGGUCUUCAGCUCUCUGUGGAAAGCAUAGAUGGACAAAGCAUCAACCCCAAGCUGGCUGGGCUUAUCGGGAGGCACGGCCCGCAGAACAAGCAGCCCUUCACGGUGGCCUUCUUCAAGGCCACGGAGGUCCAUCUCCGCAGCAUCCGCUCCACGGGCGGCAAGCAGCGCAGCCAGAACCGCUCGAAAACGCCCAAGAACCAGGACGCUUUCCGGGUCUCCAACAUGGCAGAGAACAGCAGCAGCGACCAGCGGCAGGCCUGCAAGAAGCACGAGCUCUACGUCAGCUUCAGGGACCUGGGGUGGCAGGACUGGAUCAUUGCUCCAGAGGGCUACGCUGCCUACUACUGUGAAGGAGAAUGUGCUUUCCCGUUGAACUCAUACAUGAAUGCUACGAAUCAUGCCAUUGUACAGACACUGGUUCACUUUAUAAACCCGGAGACUGUGCCGAAACCCUGCUGUGCUCCUACACAACUCAACGCCAUCUCAGUGCUCUAUUUUGAUGACAGCUCCAAUGUUAUCUUAAAAAAAUACAGGAACAUGGUGGUACGAGCAUGUGGCUGUCAUUAGAUUUGUAAGAAAAGAAAAAAAAUGUUAUUUGUAAAGAAUGUUUUUCUUUUUGUACGGAUACAUGGGGGUGGGGAAGAAGGUUAGGACUCCAGCAGCGGACUUUAAAAUCCCGAGGAAUUUUUAGGACUUGGCUUCUGAAGGUUCAGACAAUGGAACAGUUUCUGGAUCUAAGUGGCAUUUGAACACAUUUUGUUUUAGUUUAUUAUAGACAAUGAGCUUGUAAACUGAAACAAGCCAGAGAAACCAUUUAAAAAAACAAAUCUGCCUUAAAAAUUGGCUCCUACAACACAUACUUCUGCAAACGAGUCUUUCAGAAGAUUGCAAACUCACCAACGCGCAUUGUGAAUUAAACAUAAUAAUCUAUGCAAGGUGAGAAUGUGGUGUGACUAAUAAGCAUGUGCAGUUCCUGUAACACUGUUUGCAAUAAAAUAAGUGAACAAAAUAUACCUGGAGCGAACAGGUAUUUUGUUAGAGAAUUAUUACUUCCAUUCCUCUGUUUACUUCAGCCUCAUGAGCAGAAGCAAAGACAACUACAGCAACUUCCAGUGCUGGCAGUGGCAAAAGCUGUAUCUGGACUGAUGCAAGUUCAAAGGACAAAUAAGUCUAAAAUGACCUCUAACUCACAAGCAAAAGAACGGACAAAAAUAACUGCAAAGAAUAACAUUUUUCGGGUAAAGUUUUUGUCAACAGGAAAAAUAGUUACUCUAAACACCAGUAAGAGUUUGCUCUGAACUUAAGAAAGCAGCAAAAUAUUACAAAAGGGUGAUUAAGUCGAACAUGUAGCUGGGACAGCCUAAACGUUUCUGGAGUUGUGAAAGACGGCAGAAGAGUUCUGCUUGGAAAACAUCCAUUGACUUCAGUAACGGACAAAAAGAACUCCAAGACAUUUUGGAAAACACGGAGCCUCAGACCAUGAGGUCCCACAUGCUGCACCCAGCACUGCACA
This is a messenger RNA of Nothoprocta perdicaria, 2206 nucleotides long. It is a transcript of the gene BMP7, whose product is annotated as bone morphogenetic protein 7. Gene Ontology annotation, molecular function: cytokine activity; growth factor activity. Gene Ontology annotation, biological process: SMAD protein signal transduction. The record is from RefSeq and is a predicted model, not a curated record. The annotation marks the transcript as partial. Gene Ontology annotation, cellular component: extracellular region. The transcript is spliced from 7 exons. Lineage: Eukaryota; Metazoa; Chordata; Aves; Tinamiformes; Tinamidae.